CCAUCGAAAGAGCAGCUGCCAGACAUUAUUGGAACGGAGUUAACAUGAAAAUCGAAUGGGCACCACUCCGGGUUCCUCUGGAACGCCGAUUGCAGAUCAUAGUCACGGCUUUCUUCACUUUGAUGCUGUUAAUACUAUUAUCUGUUUCAUUUCUAUUAGUUGCUGGUUCACUGAUAUAUGGAGGCAUCUGGCUACGUAGCCUAAUGGUGAUUUACCUGGCCUACGUCUUUGUACAUCAUAAGAAAACUCAAUCUGUGGUGGAUGACAAUGGCUGGAUGAUAACCCGUAGUAACUUCCUUCAUCGUCACUACCGCAAUUACUUUCCCGUGGAGUUGGUGAAAACCGCCGAAUUACCAGCUAAUAAGCACUACAUCUUGGCCAGCUUUCCUCACGGAAUUCUGGGGACGGGCAUUGGUAUUAACAUGGGUGUGGAAAUCUCAAAGUGGUUAGAACUGUUCCCUCAAGUGCGACCCAAAGUAGGCACUCUGGAUCAGCAUUUCCAUGUUCCCUUCAUGCGUGAGGUCAUCCGUUGCUGGGGCUUAGUGUCCGUUUCCAAGGAGGCUUUGCUGCACAUGCUUACCAAAUCAAAUGACCCCAAGCACAAGGACAAUCGGGAUGGAUUCACCUCCAAUGCAGUUGCUAUUCUGGUGGGUGGGGCUCAGGAAGCUAUGGAUUCGCACCCUGGGCAGUAUAUUUUAACCCUGAAGAAUAGGAAGGGUUUCGUCAAAUUGGCCAUUAAAACGGGGUCAUCGAUUGUUCCGUCAUUUUCAUUUGGCGAGGUGGACAUAUUCGACCAGGUGGCCAAUCCUCCGGAUUCCCUUCUCCGUCGAUUCCAGAAUCUUGUAAAGAAACUCACCGGUGUUUCCCCGCUAAUCCCUGUGGGUCGAGGUUUCUUCAACUACACCUUUGGCUUCCUGCCUUUUCGCCGACGCAUUGUCCAAGUUGUUGGUUCUCCCAUUGAUGUUGUGAAGAGCGAUCAGCCGGACUCUGAGUAUGUGGACAAAGUGCAUGGACAGGUCAUUGAGGCCCUGGAAAAAUUAUUCGAAGAGCAUAAAGACAAAUAUUUGCAGAACUCUAAGAUGGCCAAACUGGUUGUACAUUAA
This is a messenger RNA of Drosophila eugracilis, 1103 nucleotides long. RefSeq names its product diacylglycerol O-acyltransferase 2 (gene Dgat2). The transcript is spliced from 6 exons. The record is from RefSeq and is a predicted model, not a curated record. Gene Ontology annotation, biological process: triglyceride biosynthetic process. Gene Ontology annotation, cellular component: endoplasmic reticulum membrane. NCBI's taxonomy places the organism in Eukaryota, Metazoa, Arthropoda, Insecta, Diptera, Drosophilidae. Gene Ontology annotation, molecular function: diacylglycerol O-acyltransferase activity. The coding region runs from base 45 to 1103 and encodes 352 amino acids.